AUGAUUACAUUUGAAAAUACGCUUUUCCUUCAGAAUAGUUCUAGCGGGGAGACUCGCGACACUUAUGAGGAUAACACGAGCGAAGAAAGGCAAGGAGCAGAGGCGACACAGGCAAGACGGCUGGAGAAUGAAAUAAAGCUACUUGAAAAAGAAGAGAGAGAGCGCAUAGAAAAAGAAAAGCAACAGGAGCAAGAGAGUUGCAGAGAGAAAUUCAGGCUACAGCGACAAAAGGAAAGAAAGGAAGAAGAAAAGAGAAGAGAAGAGGACGAAUGGAAAAGAUUGGAAUUGGAGACCGAACUUUGCCGACUUCGGUAUCAGUUGAAAAUGUACCAACUUGGUGACAAGAUUAACCUGGAUAGUUUCCUAGGACUGGAAAUUGAUGAUGUAACACAGCUCAGGAUCGGUGUGUUUGGCCCUGCCGGUUCAGGGAAGAGUUCCUUCAUCAACACAGUUGAACGAGUGGUGAGGCAAACAAACAAGGGUUCCGUCCCAGAUCAGUCCAGAGGAAAUGAGGGGACCAUUAUACUCCAGGACUACCUGCCAGAGCUAUUCUUUCACUUGGUGGACACCCGGGGAUUCGAGUACAACUUUGAUGAUGUCAUCGAGUUUCAAAAUGUUCUGAGUGGGAAAAUUCAGCCUGGUGAAAUCAUCGUUCGCCCUGAAAAAGGCCAAGUCAACAAACAAGAAAUGCAUCAAUGCCCAAACUUUGCACAAAGACUGCAUGGCGUUAUCUUUGUUUUCAAAGCCAGCGACCCAAGACUGGUCGAAGGGGAUUUUCAGGGAUGCAUGAAACCUUUUCUAGAUAUCUUGCGCAAAAGUGGUAUUGCACCCGUCACUGUAAUUACUCACUGCGACCAACUGAGAAGUGAGGAAGAGAGGGAGGAUGGUUUUUACUCUGCAAUUUGGGCCACUAAGAGCUCGCCAAGUCAUACAUUUUUGACGUGGAACUACACAUAUAACAACUAUGAACGAAACCUGGAAAUAGAACGAAUUGUAUUCGACAUAUUGCGAUAUGCACUGAUUACCGCAGAAAGUGCUGUAAAGCAAAUGAAGAAUCAGGAGAGAAACAGAAGGGAAGAUGACAUGAUGAAGGCACUGAAGGGCAUUUCAGUCAAUGGACAAGUGACACCCGACGCUUCAGUAGAACUGUUCCUACGUUUUCUCCAGAAGGAAUACAGAUGGAGCACAACUUACAUUGAAAGGAUAUCGCGCCAGUUAGUCAAAGAGAACAUAACAACUGUAAAUUUGCUUGCAAAGUGUUGGAGUCAUGUCCAACACUGCUUUCCCUCUGCCAUGCGCAGAAUGAUGGAGAAAGAGCUGAGAGAACGAGGGAUGCUAACUUGAACAAUUCGGUCUUCACAGGCCACCCAAGCUGAUGGCAAACUGCUCAGUUUAGACGUAUGUGUAUAUUUAUAUCUGCGUGUGUAGUAAAACACCUGCUUCUUAAUAGUUUGCUAUACAAAAUGAGCGGA
Molecule: messenger RNA, 1472 nt
Organism: Pocillopora verrucosa
Lineage: Eukaryota; Metazoa; Cnidaria; Anthozoa; Scleractinia; Pocilloporidae
Source: RefSeq, a predicted model, not a curated record